AUGAUGGCUCUGUCUGACCUGUGUAAGCAGGGCCCGUCGGCCAUGUUGAGUCCCCAUCAGCACGUGGGAGCCUGUCUGGCCGCAGGGCUGCUGCCAAGGAACAUGGAGGGGUCCGCUAACAUGGCUGUGCUGCACAGAGUUUACAGUCAGGGCCGGGCCAGUAGCGCAGCCCAACAUAAGACUGACAAGGGGGACCAGACUGCCCAGAGAGAAACCCUGCUGAGUGUAGCGCUGGACCACAACCUGGUCGGGUUCCUGACGUCCUGCAUCACACAGUGGGCCGAAGGAGAGUAUGCCCAUGCUGGCUGCACCCUUCGGACUGUGCUGGACUGGGCCUGGAACAAAGUCGCCUCCAUCAAGUUUUCCCUCGACAAAACAUGUGUUCCGCUCUACGAUGGGUCCGGCAGCAUCCUAGACCAGCAGACCUUGCAGUUGCUGGACCAUCAUGCUUUGCAGCUGAACCACAUGGUGACAGUGUUUCACACGCUGGCACUACAGCCGGCUCCAACAACUGAGCAAGGCCUAAAGGACCUUGAGACGAAGCUGACAGUGGUGACGCUGAUCUCCCAACACCUGCAGGUGGUGAUGUGGUUCAUCAGGAACAAGCUGCUGCCGGAGUGUGUGGAGGGUUUUGCACCCCCGAUGCGAGAGGAGUUCUGUUAUAAAGCUGCUACGCUGGCCCAGAACUACCGCAACAGGAGGGCAGAGCUGGCCAGGAUUGUGGGCCCCAAUGGUGACAGUGACCUGCUGCUGAUUGACGGGAUCGUGUCUGAAGUGGGAGAGCCCAUUACCAACCUGUGGGAGCGGGAGGAGGGAGGGACAGGGCAGUACCCACCCCCCAGCCUCAGAGACCUUCUUGACAUCUACUUGCUGCAGAAUGUGGACCUGAUGACCAAACACUGCAUAGUCACAUACCUUAUUUUAGACAUCUUAUCCAUGAGUCAAGAUCCUGAGCAGGAAAAAUUUUCAGAACAGCUCGGGCUGUUCCCAAACUCGUUCUCCCUCCCCCUGGGAGUGAACAAGCUCAUCCAGGGUUCCUGGCUGCUGGACCACAAGGACUUCGAGGAAGCCUUGAUGGUGCUGUUGGACCCUGCCGUGCGGGCGUGGCUGUCUCCAAGGCAACACCAGCUGAUCCUGAAGUCCUUCCUGUACCAGGGGCAUGCUGGGAAGGCUCUGCAGUACCUCAGGGUGGUGCAGCCCCCCAUGGAGGAUCACGAGGGGGUUAAACUGCACCUCACUGUGCUGCUGGCUAAUGGACUGACAGCCGAAGCAAUCCAGUUCCAACAGAGUUACCGAGACGAGGGGAACACGGAGGAGCUGUUGGAGCAUCUCUUCCUGGGCUGCCAGCAGACAUUUACAGUGGAUAAACUGUUGCAGCUGCCAUUUGACGAUGUUGAACAGAAAUCCCUAGUGAAGUACCUCCAGGCGAGCCCAGAGCCCAACUCCGCAGAGCUCCUCCUGGUGUUCUACCUGCAGCGCGGCAGAUUUGUGGACGCCGUUCGACUCAACGACCUGCUCAAACAGGACGUCAUGAUGGAGCAUGAUGCCCAGGCCCAGCAGAGAGCCGCCACCAGGAACGCCAUCAUCGACACCUACAUGCGACUACUGCCGGGGGUACAGAGGAAGCUAUCAUUCGGGCCUGAACAGUCGGUACCCAGGACACAACUCAUGAGGAGAGAGGGUGGGCAGUGUUGUGUUUAUCUAUAGUUUAUAUAGUUUAUAUAGACACCUACAUGCGACUACUG
This is a messenger RNA of Branchiostoma floridae (Florida lancelet), 1745 nucleotides long. RefSeq names its product protein ELYS-like. The transcript is spliced from 17 exons. The coding region runs from base 1 to 1707 and encodes 568 amino acids. The record is from RefSeq and is a predicted model, not a curated record. NCBI's taxonomy places the organism in Eukaryota, Metazoa, Chordata, Leptocardii, Amphioxiformes, Branchiostomatidae.